Messenger RNA from Acanthisitta chloris (rifleman), 399 nucleotides. It is a transcript of the gene DCTN3, whose product is annotated as dynactin 3 (p22). Gene Ontology annotation, biological process: cytoskeleton-dependent cytokinesis. The transcript has 5 exons. The annotation marks the transcript as partial. The record is from RefSeq and is a predicted model, not a curated record. Gene Ontology annotation, cellular component: dynactin complex. Lineage: Eukaryota; Metazoa; Chordata; Aves; Passeriformes; Acanthisittidae.
AAUCUGUUUUUCACUCCAGUUGAAGAUGUAAUAAAAUACCUGGACCCUCAGUACAUUGACAGGAUGGCUGUGCCAGAUGCCAUGAAGCUGCAGUUCAUCUUGGCAGAGGAACAGGUUAUUCCUUCCCGUGCUGCCCUUCUGGAGCAGGUGAAGACCCUCCAGCCCAUCUUGGACAGUGCCAGUAUCCAAGCUGUUCCUGACCAUGCAGCCAAACUGCAGCGACUCUCACAGAUCCACAUACAGCAGCAGGAAAAACGUCAUGACCUCACUGACAAUGUCAAGACACUCCUUGAGGACUACAACAAAAUGACCCUGCUUCUCUCUAAGCAGUUUGUGCAGUGGAAUGAAGUACUGAUGCAGCUGGAAACAGCCAAGCAAGCCAAGCCUAUGACAGAGUGA